Molecule: messenger RNA, 2236 nt
Organism: Hemicordylus capensis (graceful crag lizard)
Lineage: Eukaryota; Metazoa; Chordata; Lepidosauria; Squamata; Cordylidae
Gene: TCP11
Product: t-complex 11
Exons: 9
Coding region: 627-2003 (458 amino acids)
Biological process (GO): regulation of sperm capacitation
Cellular component (GO): acrosomal vesicle; sperm flagellum
Source: RefSeq, a predicted model, not a curated record
AAAGUUUGUAUCAAACUUUACAAACAAUCGACAACUUGCUUUCCCCCAAUUUUUUUUUACUGUUUUGUAAUUAUUAUUUUACUUUAUAAUUGUCAGUCACUUUGUAUGACUUGGGUCUAAAAGGCAGGAUAUUCAUAUUUUACACAUUAUAUUUGGACCACCUGCCUUAUGCUAAGUCAGACUGCUAAUUAAUUUAGGGUAGUGCUGGCUAUUCUGACUAGUUUAAGUUCUUCAAGGUCUUGGGCAGAGGUCUUUCCAAGGCCUGCUACCUGAGAUUUUUUACUGGAGAUGCCAGAGAAAGCAUGUGCUCUGUUCACUGAGCUAUGUUCCUUCCCCAUAUCAUUAGGCCAUUUUGGCCAGCAGCUUCUACUCUGACUAGCAGCACCUCUUAGGCAGAGGUCUUUUCUAGCCCUCCUAUCUUUUGCCAUCUACUAGUGGGUGGGACAUUGCAUUUUGUUUCUUAUGUACGUUUUGUGACCAUAGCAUCUAAAAUAUUUGCAAUGGAAUGUUAUAAUCGAGGGCCACACUAUUUGUGACCCACCAAGCCACACACAGUCCAGCUGAUAAACCUAUUUCUGCAGCCUGCUAGAACUGAUUGGUUUGCCAGCUCUCCCCACAUUCUUUCCAUGCCCGAACUUCUGGAAACAGCCAAUGAAGUAUCAAAAAUGACCAUAGCGCAUGAAAUCGUAGUAAAUCGUGACUUCAAAUUGCAAGAGAUGAAUUUUUCACCCACCAGUUUGGAAGGCAAGGUGAAGGAGACAUUGCACAAAGCUUAUUGGGACAAUCUGAGAGAACAGCUGUCCAAAACCCCACCAGACUAUUCUCAUGCUAUUAAACUACUUCGGGAAAUCAAAGAGACUUUGCUGUCCCUGCUCCUGCCCCGGCAGGCCCGUUUGCGAAGUCAGAUUGAAGAAGCUCUGGACAUGGAAUUAAUGAAGCAGGAGGCUGAGCAUGGAGCUCUGGACAUCCCCAGUCUAACCACUUACAUCUUGGGCACAAUGGCAAUGCUGUGUGCACCUGUCAGAGAUGAGGAAGUACAGAGACUACGUCUCAUGUCAGACCCAGUUCAUCUGCUCAGAGAGAUCUUCCGAGUUCUGGACCUAAUGAAAAUGGAUAUGGCAAAUUUCACCAUACAAACCCUUCGACCCCAUCUACAGGAACACUCUGUCCAAUAUGAGAGAAAAAAAUUCCAGGAGCUUCUGAACAAACUACCAGGCAGCUUAGUAUACACAACUGAAUGGCUGCGUAAGGCAGCAGCUGAAUUAUCAGCUUCCGAUUCAAUACCCUCCUCAUCCAAUGGAUCACCUGUUUCACCGCCCCCAGUGGCUGCUGGAGAAGUCCCAUUUAUUCAUAGUCCUACUGCUGUGCUAAACCAAGCAUGCAUGGACUUGCUGGAUUGGGAAUCUGGAAGAGAAUAUCCUGAGACUAUGUUGAUGGACAAAGACCGUUUGCAUGCUCUUCAGCUGCAGGUGAAUCAGCUAGCCAUUAUUGCUGCAGUCCUACUAGUGAGUAGCAGCACAUGUGGAAGUGGCAUUUAUAACUCACCCGGGUGUGUAGAUAGGCUGAAACGGGUAACAAAAGCCCUUGUGGAAGGACUUCCUGAUACAAGGUUAGAAGAUGUUUUAUUGGACAUCAGCAGUCAAAUAUGCCAAGAAGUGAACAGGAUACUUCUCCAGCUGGGCUACCCUGCUCUUUGUAGUGACAAGGCUGCUUCACUUAAAGGCCAGCUCAGGAGUCUUGCGGAUAAGGACAAUGUGGUACGAACUGUAAUUGAGCAACGGAUCCAAACUUUUCUUAGGCAUUGUUUGUCUCCUGGUGGUCUGAACUCUAAGAAUCUACCCCAAGGCCUUGCUCCUGUUCAGGAAGAACUUCUGGAAGCCGGCCAGAGGUUUGGCAACUUGAUUCAUCAUAACAGACAGGUGUUUGGUCCCUACUAUUCAGGAAUUCUGAAGAAAUUGCUGCUUCCAGAGGGGAAGACUGACGCAGGGACAAAUUCCCAUUAACUAUCUCAAACAUGGCAAAGCACAUGGCAGCAGGGAGAGGGGAGAAAGACUGGCAAUUGCUCCAACUGUGCUUUGGCUCAAAGUCCAGUGUAAUCAACUGAGUAGCUGUCCUGCUCCAUGCAGUGGUAUCCAAAGCACUUGUACAACUGAACCAUCCAAGCUGCUGGCUCAGUUAUGUAAAUACCAACUGACAAUGCCAAGUUUGCUGCAAUAAACCUUUGAACAGCCCAAAA